This is a messenger RNA of Prinia subflava (tawny-flanked prinia), 4388 nucleotides long. RefSeq names its product piwi like RNA-mediated gene silencing 1 (gene PIWIL1). The record is from RefSeq and is a predicted model, not a curated record. NCBI's taxonomy places the organism in Eukaryota, Metazoa, Chordata, Aves, Passeriformes, Cisticolidae. Bases 190 to 3075 code for a protein of 961 amino acids. The transcript has 21 exons. Gene Ontology annotation, biological process: regulatory ncRNA-mediated gene silencing. Gene Ontology annotation, cellular component: P granule. Gene Ontology annotation, molecular function: protein binding; piRNA binding; RNA endonuclease activity.
GCUGUCGCGUGCCGCGCUGAGGGUGCGGCGGAGCCGGGGCUGGCCCGGGCCUGUCCCGGGCCGGGUCUGCGGGAGCGGCGGCGGCGGCGGCGGCGGCGGGGACGAGGCCGUGCGGGGCGUGCGAAGGGCGGCUUGUCCGCAGGAGAGUAGGAGGAGUGCUCCCGUGCGGCCCGAGGGCAGGCUGAGAAGAUGACAGGAAGAGCUAGAGCCAGAGGAAGACCUCCCAGACAGACACCUGCUCUUCCUGCUGUAGGAGAUGCACCUGUCCAGCAGGGUGUGCAUGGCCAGCUGCGCGGCCGGUGGCAUCCGCAGCAGCCGCUGCAGCAUCCCCAGCAGCUGCAGCACCCGCAGCAUCCCCAGCAGCUGCAGCACCCGCAGCCACUGCAGCACCCGCAGCAUCCCCAGCAGCUGCAGCACCCGCAGCAUCCCCAGCAGCUGCAGCACCCGCAGCAUCCCCAGCAGCUGCAGCACCCGCAGCAUCCCCAGCAGCUGCAGCACCCGCAGCAUCCCCAGCACCCGCAGCACCCGCAGCAUCCCCAGCAGCUCCAGCAGCUCCAGCAGCUCCAGCAGCUCCAGCAGCUCCAGCAGCUCCAUGUCCCUCCACCGCAGCCCGAGGAGCCCGGGGCCCACGGGCGCCUGCGCGGCUCUGAGACCGCCCCGCAGGAGAGGAGGCCAGAAGGUCAGAAAGGAUCACAGGUUUCCUCGGGGCUCCAGGAUUUGACUUUAAGAGACAGGGGUGGACGUCGCAGAGAUUUCCAUGACCUGGGGGUAAACACUCGGCAAGCUAUGGUGCAUGUCCAAGAAUCCAAAACUGGCUUUGCAGGGAAGAUGAUCAAGCUGACCACGAACCACUUCCGCCUGACGUCGCGCCCGCAGUGGGCUCUGUACCAGUACCACGUGGGCUACAGCCCCGAGAUGGAGGCGCGGCGCCUGCGCUCCGCCCUGCUCUUCCAGCACGAGGAGACCAUCGGCAGGACACACGCCUUCGACGGCUCCAUACUGUUCCUGCCCAAGAAACUGGAGAGCAAGGUUACUGAACUGUUCAGUAGGACUCGAAAUGGGGAGGAUGUGAAGAUAACAGUCACGCUCACUAAUGAGUUGCCACCUACUUCACCUACUUGUCUGCAGUUUUACAACAUCAUUUUUAGAAGGCUUUUGAAGAUGCUGAAUUUGCAGCAGAUUGGACGUAAUUAUUACAACCCCAGUGAUCCAGUCAGCAUCCCUAAUCACAGGCUGAUGGUGUGGCUGGGCUUCUCGACUUCCAUCCUGCAGUACGAGGAGAACAUCAUGCUGUGUGCAGACGUGAGCCACAAGGUUCUCCGUGGGGAGACAGUGCUGGACACCAUGCACAACCUUCAUGCCCAGGUUGGAGAGGAAAGAUUCAGAGACACCUGUGCUAAGGAGCUCAUCGGUUUAAUUGUCCUCACAAAGUACAAUAACAGAACGUACAGAAUUGAUGACAUCGACUGGGAUAACAAUCCAAAGGGUACCUUUAGAAAAUCAGAUGGGUCUGAGAUGAGCUUUGUGGAAUACUACAAAAAGCAAUACAACAUAGAAAUUAGGGAUUGGAUGCAGCCCGUCCUGAUCAGUCAGAUGAAGAGGAGGAGAGGGAACAUAGAAGGAUCUGUGGCUCUGAUUCCAGAGCUGUGCUCCCUGACAGGACUGACUGACAAGAUGCGCAGCGAUUUCAACAUGAUGAAGGACUUGGCCAUCCACACACGGCUGCCCCCCGAGCAGAGGCAGCGCGAGCUGGGGAGGCUCCUGAACUACAUCCAAAAAGAUGACAAUGUUCAGAAGGAACUUCGAAACUGGGGUUUAAGCUUUGAUUAUAAAUCAGUGUCCUUUACAGGAAGAGUUGUUCAAGGAGAAAAGAUCUUUCAAUCAGGAACCAUGUUCGAUUACAACCCGCAGUUUGCCGACUGGACCAAGGAGACGCGCGGCGUGCCGCUGAUCCGCGCCAUGCCCCUGGACAGCUGGCUGCUCAUCUACACGCGCCGCAACCACGACGUGGCCAACACCCUGCUGCAGAGCCUCUUCAAGGUCAGCCCCUCCAUGGGCAUCCGCAUGAGCAAGCCAAACAUGAUUGAAGUAGAUGAUAGAACAGAAGCUUAUUUAAGGGUUUUGCAACAAAGGAUUACCCCUGACACAAACAUAGUGGUUUGUAUUUUGUCUAGUUCCCGGAAGGAUAAGUACGAUGCCAUCAAGAAGUACCUGUGCACAGACUGUCCCAUCCCCAGCCAGUGCGUGCUGGCUCGCACUCUGAGUAAGCCACAGACUAUCAUGACAGUAGCAACAAAAAUAGCCUUGCAAAUGAACUGCAAAAUGGGCGGAGAGCUCUGGAGUGUUGAGAUCCCCCUGAAGCAGGUGAUGGUCGUGGGCAUUGACUGUUACCACGACACUGUCUCUGGGAGGCAAUCCAUCGCGGGCUUCGUGGCCAGCCUCAAUCAAGCCAUGACACGGUGGUUCUCCCGCUGCGUUGUUCAGAGUCGUGGGCAGGAGCUUGUGGAUGGAAUCAAAGCCUGCUUGCAAACUGCUCUGAGGAACUGGUCCAAGUGGAAUAGGUGUUUGCCCUCUCGUAUUUUUGUGUAUCGUGAUGGUGUUGGAGAUGGACAGCUCAAUACUUUGGUUAAUUAUGAAGUGCCUCAAUUUCUCGAUUGCUUGAAGAGUAUUGGUACUGACUACAGCCCGAGGCUCACGGUGAUCGUGGUGAAGAAGCGCGUGGGCGCCCGGUUCUUCGCCGAGAUCGGCGGCGGGCUCCGGAACCCCCCCCCGGGGACGGUGGUGGACACCGUGGUGACACGGCCGGAGUGGUAUGAUUUCUUCGUGGUGAGCCAGACUGUGAAGAACGGCUGCGUGGCACCCACGCAUUACAACGUGAUCUACGACACCAGCCAGCUGAAACCGGACCACGUGCAGCGCCUCACCUACAAGCUGUGCCACAUGUACUACAACUGGUCGGGUAUUAUCAGAGUACCUGCUCCUUGCCAAUAUGCUCAUAAAUUGGCUUUUCUUGUCGGCCAGAGUAUUCACAAAGAACCAAACCUGAUGCUCUCAGACAGACUGUACUACCUUUGAAGCUGAGUUACCAGCCACACGUAGAGUGUAGUUCCUCUCUAGGUAAUGUAGAAUUGUCUGAGCUUUUGGUUUAGUUUUGGUUUUUCAUAAGAGACAUGCACAGGAUCUGUGCAGUUGUGGAAAUUGUUUUAUUUUCAUUGUACCAGGGAAAAGCUUGAGAUGGCUGACUUGCAUUUUGAACAGGUGUCUGAUUGCUAGAAUAACUACACAAAUUUUUAUGAUUUUUGAUACUUAUUUACUGAAGUUUUUCUGUAAUUCUUCCUGAAAGUUUAUUGGUUGUUCUUAUUUCCAUUUUGAGAAGUCUUACACAGAAUUACCUCUUGCAUGAGAGGUACAGAAGUUAUGCAGACCAGAACCCAAACUCUCCAGCUAGCGCAGUACCCUUCUGAUUUUCAAAGUGCUUCAGUAUUGUUGACUCCUUGUUUUUGUUGGCUGUUAGAAUGAGGCCAGAUUUAUCUCCUAAUUGUUUCAUACCUUAAGGGGAGGUGACCAGACACGCUUUGUUUUGAGGCUGUGCAGGGGUGCAGGACCUCGGGCAGGGGUUUGAGCAGUUGUCAUUGUGAGGGAUUUGCAGACCAGCCACAAACCCUGGUGCUGCCUUGAGGCUCCCUGGGGGCAGAGGGGGCUGUGGAGUGCUGAGAGUGCCAUUCCCCCUCCCCGGGGCGCCAGGGCUGCAUGGGUCUGUCCUCUGCAGCUGCUGCAGCUGCAGUGAGGCUGACAUGCACCACUGCCUGGGAGGAGCUGAAUGCUGGGCUGCUCCUGUCUGAGCUGAAUGCUGGGCUGCUCCUGAGCACAGGCUGCUCCUGGCCGAGCACAGGCUGCUCCUGUCUGAGCUGAAUGCUGGGCUGCUCCUGAGCACAGGCUGCUCCUGGCCCAGCACAGGCUGCUCCUGGCCCAGCACAGGCUGCUCCUGAGCACAGGCUGCUCCUGGCCCAGCACAGGCUGCUCCUGGCCCAGCACAGGCUGCUCCUGGCCCAGCACAGGCUGCUCCUGGCCCAGCACAGGCUGCUGCAUGAGAAACACUGUUUCCAUAGGAGUGUCAGCACUGGCGGGUUUGGGUGUUCUGGUUCUGUAGUUCCAAGCAGUGGGCUGGCCCUGGUUUGUUCGUGUCUGAGCUUUCCUCUGGUCACUGUUCUGCAGCCCAGUUUGUGAGACUAGCAGCAGGGGUGGGGAUGGAGGUUGAUUUCAGAUCUUUGCAGUAGCAGAGUCAAACUACUGCAUGUGGAGAAAUUCUGAUUAGUGCUGGUUUUCUUAACCACCCUGUUGUGAACUUUGUUGCUUUUCUUUGUGAGAUUUAAAUAAAGUUGUUGCUG